This is a messenger RNA of Didymosphaeria variabile, 6669 nucleotides long. It is a transcript of the gene brr2, whose product is annotated as Pre-mRNA-splicing helicase BRR2. Gene Ontology annotation, cellular component: nucleus. The record is from RefSeq and is a predicted model, not a curated record. The transcript is spliced from 2 exons. Gene Ontology annotation, molecular function: ATP binding; nucleic acid binding. NCBI's taxonomy places the organism in Eukaryota, Fungi, Ascomycota, Dothideomycetes, Pleosporales, Didymosphaeriaceae. The coding region runs from base 1 to 6669 and encodes 2222 amino acids.
AUGGCGGACCGCAAGGGCAAACAAGAUGGCUCGCAGCAGAACAACCUCGCGCAAUUCAAGUAUGCGGCUAUGUCCAAUUUAGUCCUGCAAGCGGACCGCAGAUUCACUAGCCGCCGCGGAGAUGAGGCUACCGGAGACCCAGAAUCGCUAGCAGGGCGCAUUAAUAUCAAAGAUAUGGGAGGAAGGGGGGCACGCGACAAUGCGCCCGUUCAAAAGAAGAAGCCGAAAAGCAACUUCGAGGUCGAGCGCGGGGGUAUUACUGAAGGCGGUGACGUUCUGGAGCGAGAACAGCGGAAGCGGAAGAGAGAUGCUACAGGCGGUUUUGGUGCCGGGAAUGUCGCUGAACAGAACCUUGAUAUUGAGGACCUCAGAUAUAAGCCGCGGACGCAGGCAACGCGCGCGACAUUCGAGCUGAUCACGACCAUCGUGAGCAAACACCUUGGAGACGUGCCAACACAUUUCACAAGAAGUGCUGCUGAUGCGGUACUUGAAUUCCUGAAAGACGAGAACAUGAAGGACUUCGACAAGAAGAAGGAGGUUGAUGAUUUGCUAGGGUCUUCUAUGGGUCCAAAGGAAUUCAAUGAACUGGUCAACCUUGGCAAGAAGAUCACGGACUACGAUGCGCAAGAUGAAGAUGAGGAGAUGGGAGAAGACGGCGCGGGUGGCGACAAUCCUGACAACGACGAGACCCAAGGUGUUGCGGUCGUUUUCGACGAAGACGAGGACGACGAAGACGGUCCGCAAACCUUCGAAGUACGUGACGAAGACACCAGUGACGAGGAGGAUGAGGAGGAAAAGCCGAUCGAAGAGUUGGGUGGCGAGGGAGCUGAAGCUGAUGGCGCACUUGCUGGCGAGGAAGAGAUGAUCAUCCAGGCUGAUGCGGCUGGAACCGACAAUAAAGCAGAUGGAGAGCGGAUAAUACCAGCUCAUGAGAUUGACGCCUAUUGGUUACAACGCCAGAUCGGUCAAGUCUACGAAGACGCACAUACGCAGCAAGAAAAGACACAGGAUGCUCUCAAUAUUCUCUCUGGAAUAUCGGAGGAUGGCGAGGAGAAGCCACUGCGUGAGAUUGAGAACGACCUCAUGGAGCUCUUUGAUUAUGAACACCAUGAGCUGGUCGCGAAGCUUGUACUCAAUCGGGACAGAGUAGUGUGGGUUACGCGGUGGCGCCGCGCUGCUGAAGACAACGAUGAGCGAGGUGAUGUGGAGAGGGAAAUGAAGGCUGCAGGUCAGCAACAGAUCCUCUUGGAGUUGCGCGCUCGCGAAACUGGUAAAAGCGACGCAUCGGGACCGAAGAAGAUGAAAUUUGAUCUGAAAGACAUCAAUCUGCCAGAUGCGUCAAAGGAUGUCGACAUGGAGGACGCCACAAGACCGGAAGGUGUUGUAGGUGGGUUGCAACCAUCUAGCCGACUGGUCAAUCUGGACAACAUCGUUUUCGACCAAGGCAAUCAUCUCAUGACGAAUCCAAGCGUUAAAUUGCCUCAGGGCUCGACACGACGUCAAUUCAAGGGUUACGAGGAGAUUCAUGUCCCGCCACCAAAGGCAAAACGCGACCCUAACGAGCCGGCACUCAUGCCAACAUCUGCUCUACCUGAUUGGGCACGCGUCGGAUUUGGAAGCUCGAAAUCGCUGAAUCGCAUUCAGACUAAGUGCUACCCCACCGCAUUCGAGGACGACGGCAACAUGCUCAUCUGCGCUCCCACCGGAUCCGGUAAAACUAACGUGGCAAUGUUGACAAUGCUCCGCGAGAUUGGCAAACACCGUGAUCCUCGCACAGGGGAGAUCAUGCUCGACGACUUCAAGAUCAUCUACAUUGCGCCCCUCAAGGCCCUUGUACAAGAACAAGUUGGCAAUUUCGGCAAGCGCCUAGAACCUUACGGCAUCCGCGUCUCCGAAUUAACGGGUGAUCGCCAACUCACGAAGCAGCAAAUCGCCGAGACGCAGGUCAUCGUGACUACUCCCGAGAAGUACGAUGUCAUCACUCGUAAAGCCACAGACACAAGCUACAUCAACCUAGUGCGAUUAAUCUGUAUCGACGAAAUCCAUCUUCUCCACGAUGACCGCGGUCCGGUCAUCGAGAGCAUCGUCAGCAGGACAAUACGGCGAACCGAGCAGACCGGCGAUCCUGUGCGCAUUGUUGGUCUGAGUGCUACGCUACCGAAUUACAAAGAUGUAGCCAGCUUCCUCCGCGUAGAUGCCGACAAGGGUCUCUUCCAUUUCGAUGCCACGUUCCGGCCUUGUCCCCUGAAGCAAGAGUUCAUCGGUGUCACGGACAAGAAGGCAAUUAAGCAGCUGAAGACCAUGAACGACGUCUGCUACACGAAGACCCUGGAACAGGUUGGUGAACAUCGCAACCAAAUGCUCAUCUUCGUACACUCUCGAAAGGAGACCGCAAAAACAGCCAAAUACAUCCGCGACAAGGCUCUUGAACUGGAGACGAUCGGAAAAAUCUUGCGAUCUGACAAUGCAACCAGGGAAAUCUUGCGAACAGAAUCCGAGUCGGUAACAAAUGCCGAUCUGAAGGAUGUCAUGCCAUACGGAUUAGGUAUCCAUCAUGCUGGUAUGUCGCGUGAAGACAGGACGACUGUAGAAGAUCUCUUUUCCGACGGAGCUAUUCAGGUCCUUGUCUGCACAGCAACACUCGCCUGGGGUGUCAAUCUUCCGGCUCAUACCGUCAUCAUCAAGGGCACGCAGGUGUACUCUCCUGAGAAGGGUAGCUGGGUUGAACUAAGCCCGCAAGACGUCUUACAGAUGCUUGGUCGUGCUGGCCGUCCUCAAUUCGACACUUACGGUGAGGGCAUCAUUAUCACGACCCAGACAGAGAUCCAGUAUUACCUUUCGCUGCUGAACCAGCAGUUGCCGAUUGAAUCACAACUCAUCAGCAAACUUGCGGAUAACCUCAACGCAGAAAUUGUGCUGGGCAAUGUUCGCACUCGCGACGAGGGAGUUGACUGGCUCGGAUAUACUUACCUCUUUGUGCGAAUGCUCCGAUCUCCAGGCCUUUACCGCGUUGGCCCAGAAUACGAACAUGACACUGUGCUGGAACAGCGGAGAGUAGACCUUGUACACGCAGCUGCUCAUGUCCUGGAGAAGGGCAACCUCAUCAAGUAUGACAGGAAGUCGGGGACACUCCAACCUACCGAAUUGGGUAGAAUUGCUUCCCAUUACUACAUCAGCCAUAAUUCCAUGGCUACCUACAACAUGCACAUUCAACCUGGAAUCACCGCCAUCGAGCUGUUCCGCAUCUUUGCCCUUAGCGAGGAGUUCAAGUAUAUCCCAGUUCGACAAGACGAGAAACUUGAGCUUGCGAAACUUCUUGGUAGGGUCCCUAUCCCUGUCAAGGAAGGUGUUGAAGAGCCUCAAGCAAAGAUCAAUGUCCUUCUGCAAGCCUACAUAUCCCGCCUCAAGCUGGAAGGUUUGGCGCUAAUGGCUGAUCUGGUGUAUGUAACCCAAUCGGCUGGACGUAUCUUGCGUGCUAUCUUUGAGAUCUGCCUAAAGAAAGGCUGGUCACAGGUGGCUAAGCUUGCACUUGACCUCUGCAAGAUGGCUGAGAAGCGGAUGUGGCCUACAAUGACGCCCCUGCGACAGUUCCCGGCUUGUCCUAGAGAGGUCAUCGGCAAGGCAGAGCGAAUCGAUGUUCCAUGGUCAAACUACUUCGGUCUCGAUCCUCCAAACAUGGGCGAGCUUCUUGGAAUGCCCAAGGCUGGUAAGAUCGUCUGUAAUCUUGUGAACAAGUUUCCUCGUCUUGAAUUGGAGGCAACACCCCGACCGGUCACACGAUCGAUGCUGCGACUGGAGCUUACUAUACGUCCGACAUUUGAGUGGGACGCACAACUCCAUGGCACUUCUGAAGCCUUCUGGAUAUUGGUGGAAGACUGCGACGGUGAACAAAUCCUGUUCCACGACACCUUCAUCCUGCGGAAAGACUACGCCGAAGGGGAGGUCAAUGAGCAUCUGGUUGAGUUGAAUGUGCCUAUCGACGACCCGAUGCCGCCAAAUUACUUUGUCACAGUAUUGUCCGACCGCUGGAUGGGCUCUGAGACGAAAUUAGCUGUUUCUUUCCAGAAGCUUAUCCUUCCGGGCAAGUUCCCUCCUCACACUCCGGUGCUCGAUCUACAACCCUUGCCUGUGUCUGCGCUCAAGAAGAAGGAAUACAUGGCACUCUACGAGGACAUCGGUCGCUUCAACAAGGUACAGACGCAAGUCUUCAACUCCCUAUACACCACCGACGACAACGUUUUAGUCGGUGCCGCAGCAGGUAUCGGCAAGACGCUAUGUGCCGAGUUCUCAAUUUUGCGCCAUUGGUCAGGCGACAGCGAGGGUCGCAUUGUCUACUUAGCGCCCUUCCAGGAACUAGUUGACAACCAGUUCAAGAACUGGAACAGCCGCUUGUCAAGCCUGGGUGGUGGGAAGGAUGUCGUCAAACUCACUGGCGAGACAACUGCGGACUUGCGAUUGCUCGAGAAGGGAGACCUCAUCCUUGCUACCCCGUCUCAAUGGGACUCGAUUUCUCGUCAGUGGCAACGUCGCAAGAAUGUUCAGUCUGUUGCCCUACUCAUCGCCGAUGACCUCCACAUGCUUGGAGGUUCAGGCGGCUAUGUGUACGAGGUCGUGGUCUCUCGCAUGCAGGCCAUGGCGGCCCAGCUCGAGUCCGGCAUGCGCAUCGUCGGCUUGAGUGUCUCAUUGUCCAAUGCACGAGAUGUUGGAGAAUGGAUCGGCGCCAACAAGAACACGAUCUACAACUUCAGUCCGGGCGUACGAGCGGUUCCUUUAGAGCUGAAGAUCCAAUCAUUCACCAUUCCGCACUUCCCUUCGCUUAUGUUGGCAAUGGCGAAGCCGACCUACAAGGCCAUCACGCAACUCUCCCCCGACAAGCCUGCUAUGGUGUUCGUUCCUAGCCGAAAGCAGACUCGCUCAACAGCUGUGGACCUGCUUGCAGCUUGCGUUGCCGACGACGAUGAGGAUCGGUUCUUGAAUGUUGCAGUGGAUGAGAUCGAGCCUAUCCUCGCGAAGGUCAAUGAACGAGCUCUAGCUGAGUCGCUUGCUCACGGCAUUGGUUACUAUCACGAAGCCCUCAACUCCUUCGACAAAAAAGCCGUUCAGCACCUGUACAAGGUAGGCGCCAUCCAGGUCCUUAUCGUAUCGAGAGACUCUUGCUGGGAGAUUGAUGCCACUGCUCACCUUGUUGUCGUCAUGAACACCCAGUUCUUCGAAGGGCGCGAACACCGCUACAUCGACUACCCUAUCAGCGAGCUGCUUCAGAUGUUCGGUAAAGCUGGCAAGGUUGGUCAAGACAAGUCGGCGAAGGGUGUGCUGAUGGUGCCUGCUGUCAAGCGCGACUACUACAAGAAGUUCUUGAACGAGGCACUGCCCGUGGAAAGCUACUUGCACGACUACCUGCACGAUGCCUUUGUCGCUGAGAUCAGCGCAAAGACCAUCGAGUCUACUCAGGAAGCCGUCGACUGGUCGACAUACACGUACUUCUACCGCCGACUGUUGUCAAAUCCGAGCUACUACAAUCUGCAUGAUACCUCACACGAAGGUCUCAGCGCGCAUCUGUCAGAAUUAGUGGAACAAACGCUCAAGGAAUUGGUCGAGGCCCAGCUCAUUGAACACGACGAGGAGGAAGACGCCAUUACACCUCUCAACCCGUGCAUGAUUGCAGCAUACUACAACAUCUCGUUCAUCACUAUGCAGACGCUCAUGAUGUCGCUCAAUGGCAAGUCCAGCCUCAAGGGCGUCCUAGAGAUCAUCACUGCGGCCACCGAAUUUGAGGAUGUCCAAAUCCGACGUCACGAGGAGCACAUCCUCAGCCGGAUCUACGAUCGCGUGCCCUACAAGAUGCAGGAGGUCAACUUCGAGACACCACACUUCAAAGCAUUUGUGCUACUACAAGCACACUUCUCGCGGAUGCAGCUCCCUAUCGACCUUGCCAAGGACCAAGAAGCGGUCGUCAAGAAGGUGCUCAAUAUCCUCAGCGCCAGUGUCGAUGUACUCUCAUCAGAAGCGCACCUCAACGCCCUUAGCGCAAUGGAACUCUCCCAAAUGGUCGUACAAGCCAUGUGGCAGAAAGACUCUCCACUCAAGCAAAUCCCCCACUUCGACGCCGACACCAUCAAGGCGGCCCAAAAGUUCGGUAUCAACGACGUUGACGGCUUCAUCGACGCCAUGGACCCAGACGAGAACCCAGAUUACAAGAAACUCAUCAAAGCCCUGGACCUUGACGGCCGGCAGCUUCAAGAAGCCGCCACCUUCACCAACGAGUACUACCCCAACCUCGAGCUGGAACACGAGCUUGUCGACCCCGAAGACAUCGCUACAAACUCGCCCGCGCACAUCAAGGUCCGCGUCACUCGCAGUAAUCUAGAAGACGACGAGCAGCCAAAGACGGACGUGCAUGCGCCAUUCUAUCCUGCCGAGAAGACGGAGAGCUACUGGCUUGUGGUGGGCGAUCAGCAGGAGCAUACAUUGCUUGCGAUUAAGAAGGUUACCAUUGGGAGGAAACUGGAAACUAUGUUGGAGUUCACGCUUGAAAAGCCGGGUGAACAUGAGUUGACGUUGUUUUUGGUCAGCGAUAGUUAUCUAGGUGUUGAUCAGGCACCGACGUUUACGCUUACUGCGGCAGAGGGCAUGGAGGAGGAUGACGAAGAGGAUGAAGAUGAGGAGUAA